Molecule: messenger RNA, 1974 nt
Organism: Hibiscus syriacus
Lineage: Eukaryota; Viridiplantae; Streptophyta; Magnoliopsida; Malvales; Malvaceae
Product: pentatricopeptide repeat-containing protein At1g63130, mitochondrial-like
Exons: 4
Coding region: 145-1926 (593 amino acids)
Molecular function (GO): protein binding
Source: RefSeq, a predicted model, not a curated record
GCAAUUGCCAUCCUCCCAAGUUUUCUCUCAUUUCAUUUCUUUAGGCAUUCUUCCUCUCUGCCUCUCGCGACUUCUGUGCACUGUUAAUUGUGGUUUCAUUUCAAUCUCUGCUCUUUUUUCUUCCAUUUUGCUUCAUUUCAAGGUAUGGGCAAGCUUAAUUCUUCUUUUAUUCUUCGUUCAAUUGUUAGUGGUGGAAGGAGUCUUCCUAAUUUCCACUCUUCUCUUUCUUUUUCUGUUAACACUAUUGCUGCCAACAUCAAGCCUUUAAGUACCCAAAAAAAGUACGACCGAUAUGAAAAUGUUGAUGAUGCUCUGGCUUUGUUUAAUAAGUUGAUUGAGAAAUACCCGAAGCCUUCAAUUGUGGAAUUCAAUAAACUAUUUGUAGUACCCAUGGUUAUAAUGAAACAUUAUGUCGUUGUUGUUUCUAUGUAUAGCCAACUGGGACUAAUUGGAGUUUCCCACAAUGUUUAUUCUUUGAGCAUCUUGAUUAAUUGCUUUUGUCAAUUAGGUCGAAUUGAUUCUGGGUUAUCUGUUUUGGGGGAAAUGCUGAAGUUAGGUGUUGAACCUAACGUCGUAACCUUUUCCACUUUUAUUAAUGGACUUUGCAAACAAAGUAAGUUUUCUCUGGCUGUGAGUUUGUUCGAUGAAAUGGUUGAAAAAGGGUAUCAACCUAAUUUAGUUACUUACAGUAUUAUACUUAAUGGGUUGUGUAAGAUCGACAAUACAGAUAGAGCUGUAAUAUACGGCACUGUCAUUGACUGUUUUUGUAAGAAUGGUUUGUUGAAAGAGGCUCUUGGUCUCUUCUCGGAAUUGAAGGCUAAGGGCAAUAAACCAAAUAUUGUUAUUUACAAUUGUUUAAUACAUGCUAUGUGUAAUUUGGGCCAGCAAAAGGAGGUAAGGAAGCUUUUGAAUGAAAUGAUGGAUAGCAAUAUUUCACUUUAUGUUAUCACAUAUAAUAUCUUGAUUGACGCAUGCUGCAAGGAGUGUAGGAUUUCUGAAGCUAUAGAUACCAUUUACACAAUGAGAAAGCAAGGCAUUGACCCCGAUGUUUUCACAUAUAAUAUAUUAGUUGAUGCUUAUUGCAAGGAGGGAAUGGUUUCGAAGGCUGAAGACAUUACUGACAUGAUGAGAAAGCAAGCCGUUGAACCUGAUGUUGUAACCUAUACUAUGUUGCUAGAAGGUCAUUGCUUGCAGAACAGAAUGGAUAAAUCUAGAAGAGUGUUUCAGUUAAUGAUUAAGGAGGGUUGUGCACCUACUAUACAUAGUUAUAGCGUCAUGAUCAAUGGAUAUUGCAAAGCUAAAAGGUUAGAUGAAGCAUUGAAACUCUUUCGUGAAAUAUCUCGAGCAGGACCAACUCUAGAUACUGUCGCAUACACCACUCUAAUGCAGUGUAUGUUUCAAUUAGGGAGAGUUUAUGCUGCAUGUGCACUUUUGAGGGAAAUGCUUGCUUCUGGACAAGUUCCAAGUGUUGUGACCUGUUUGGUUUUGCUGGAAGGUUUAUGCAAAUGUGGUAGACUUAAAGAGAAGUUGAAAAAUUUUCAAGCGAUGCGGAAUAGUGGGUUGAAACUCGAUAUUCGCUUUUACAAUAUCCUAAUUAAUGGCAUGUUCAAAGCUGAACGUAUUGAUGUUGCAAAGGAAUUGUUUCAUGAGCUCUCCGUGGAAGGCUUAAAACCCACUAUUUACACAUAUAAUACAAUGAUUAGUGGAUUCUGCAAAGAGGGAUUACCAGAUGAAGCAGAUAAGUUGUUCAGGAGCAUGAGGGAUAAUGAUUGUUUGCCUGAUAGUAUCUCUUAUCAUAUACUAAUCCAGGGGUUCUCCCGGAACAACAAUAGCUCAAAGGCAAAACAACUUCUAGCGGAAAUGGUCGAUGAGGGUUUUUCUGCAGAUAUAUGCACUGCCAACUUAUAUGUGAAUCUACUCUUAUGAUCUGAUAAAGCAAUCUUGAUUUAAAAUAAUCUAUCAUUCUUUGUUAUU